Molecule: messenger RNA, 2504 nt
Organism: Spodoptera exigua (beet armyworm)
Lineage: Eukaryota; Metazoa; Arthropoda; Insecta; Lepidoptera; Noctuidae
Source: the annotation of a GenBank genome assembly
CUUUUUUUAUUUAUGCUGUGUGACAUAGUCCGCGAAAGAAAUAUUUUACCAUAUUUUAAAGGAAUUAUUGCAAUUUACAACGUAAAAUAUCAGCCAAAAUCCUUAAAUAGUGCUUGUCUAAAGUAUACAAAAUCGCUACACAACAUUUUGUGGGACUAUAUCGUUAUGUGCGUUAUCUUUCAAUACCGUGGACGAUGUGUUCAGUUGCGCUUUGGAGCAUGUCGAAUGUAGUCAAAUGGUUCAGAGCAGCCAGUGAGAGCGCUCCUGCGACCGAUGUUGUUUGUUUUGACUUCGGACAUUGAAGUAAACAUUGUGGUCAGGACUUAUUAUCGAUAGACGAUGUUCGAUUGAGAACACUUCUGUCUCAUAAAAUAUUCUAGUCUUCAUUCUUCCAUAUACCCUCUAGUUUUGUGAUAAAAACUAUACAAGGAUUGUUCAGUUAUUGUGUGACGGACUUAAGACUAUUACUUAACGUGAAAAAUGUUUAGCAAGCACUAUGAGACGAGGCUGCUGCAGCAAUGCAGCCCCUUGAGCAAGAAGCAAUGUUUAAGAUUCCCAGCAGAACACACAAAUGGAGACAGAUUUACGCCUUGUCGAGCUGGGAACAACUGGCAGACAGCAUUCCAAGCGAUACACAGGGGCACAGAGAAUCAGCCAACAAAGAAAGCCAGAGGAGAUGGCGGCGGCGACAACGCCACUGGCGCACGAGACCAGCACGCUUACAACUGUCUCCUACAAAACGAACUUCUUGGUGCCCAAAUAGAAGAAGUCAGAGGACCCUCAGCAUCUUGUGCCGAAGGGAACAAGGCUAGUUUGGGGACAGCCCAGACCCCAAAGUCGUCGCAAGCGUAUCUGCCAGUCUACAGGUUUAAUGCGCAGAGUCAUAAUGCUGUGGAAAACAUCGAUCCAUCACCGUACAGUCUAUCCCCAAUAUCGGCGAAGUCGGAGAAACUACUCCGGUCUCCGAGGAAAGCAACGAGGAAGAUAUCGAGGAUUCCGUUCAAGGUGCUGGAUGCUCCCGAGUUGCAGGACGACUUCUACCUGAACCUGGUGGACUGGUCUGCGCAGAAUGUGCUCAGUGUGGGUCUCGGAAGCUGUGUUUAUUUAUGGAGCGCUUGUACUAGUCAGGUGACGCGGCUCUGUGAUCUCUCGUCUGAGGGUAACGCUGUGACGUCAGUCGCGUGGAGUGAGAGAGGACAUUUGGUUGCAGUUGGGACACAGAAGGGACACAUCAGCGUUUGGGACGUUGCUGUUAAUAAAGAGGUGACAAAACUUCAAGGGCACAUUGCUCGAGUGGGCGCUCUGGCGUGGAACGGAGACAUCCUCAGUUCCGGGUCCAGGGACAGGCACAUACGACAGAGAGAUACGAGGACACCACCGGUGCAAUCAUCCCGUAUCCUGCAAGGACAUAGACAGGAGGUUUGUGGUCUGAAAUGGUCGCCAGACGGCCAAUCACUUGCUUCCGGGGGCAACGACAACAAACUUUUCGUCUGGUCUAUGCACUCCACAUCCCCGGUACAAACAUACUCGGCCCACGUAGCGGCGGUGAAGGCGAUUGCCUGGUCGCCUCACCAACACGGCCUGCUAGCGUCCGGCGGCGGUACCGCCGACCGCUGCAUACGAUUCUGGAACACCCUCACCUCACAGCCCAUGCAGUGUGUCGACACAGGAUCUCAAGUAUGCAACCUGGCGUGGUCGAAGCACUCCAGCGAACUGGUGUCCACGCACGGCUACUCUCAGAACCAGAUAUUAGUUUGGAAAUAUCCGUCCUUGACGCAGGUGGCGAAACUAACAGGUCACUCAUACCGCGUCCUGUACCUAGCAUUAUCCCCCGACGGCGAGGCGAUAGUGACCGGCGCCGGCGACGAGACGCUCCGGUUUUGGAACGUUUUCUCCAAAACCCCAUCACACAAAGAGAACAAGAGCGUUCUCAACCUAUACACAGCACUUAGAUAAACUUAUAUCCUAGAUAUAUAGACCUUUUGUAUAUACUAGAUUUAUUUAUUUUUAGCUAUUUAACAAUUACGUUUCGAAGGAUUUUUUCGGUGUUUAAAAAGCUGGACUGUUCAACAGUUUGUAAUCCGUGUUUGGUUUUGGUGGUUUGUUUGUGUUUAUAUUGAAAAUAUAUUUUUGUUUUAUAGCAACACUGGGACAGGGGUGGCUGUAUAAACGGUAUUGCCAUCUCUCUCCCAGAAAUUUGGUAACUAGCUUCGAAUUGACCACCACGCCGUACCAAAUCGUUAUUUUAUACAUAAUGUACACUAGUUUGUGUAUAAAUUAUUAUAUACAUAUGAUGUAAGUAUGUAUAUUCGUUUAGAUUGAGUUGUACAUAGAUAUCUGUACAGUUACUGCGGUGACUAUUUACAGUUCUUUGAUAGAAUUGUCUUGUUGCUUAUGUUAUUAUGUUUCUAUGUAUUUACUUAGAUAGACGCGCAGGCUAAAGAUUAAAUCAACGACGAAAAUGUAAUAUUUGAUAGAUACAUAUUUAAUAAUCGCAUAAGUAA